AUGACCAGGGAAGAGCAUGAGCAGCAUUUGAGACUAACCUUGCAAGUAUUUAGGAAACAUCAGUUGUAUGCCAAUUGUAACAAGUGUGAGUUCUGGCUUACAUCAGUGACCCUCCUGGGUCAUGUGCUGUUCAUGGAGGGUUUUUCUUCCAUUGCUGCCUCACCAACAACUUUGACUAAGAAGAAGACCAAGUUUGAAUGGACGGAUUCUUAUGAGAAAUGUUUCCAAGAGAUCAAGGAUGGACUUACUUCAACCCCGGGUGGUUAUGUGAUAGCUUAUGCGUCCACACAACUCAUUGUUAACGAAAAGAAUUAUCCAACUCAUGACCUAGAGUUGGACGCUGUGUUUUUGCAGUGA
Solanum lycopersicum (tomato) is the source of this 357-nucleotide messenger RNA. RefSeq lists its product as uncharacterized. Lineage: Eukaryota; Viridiplantae; Streptophyta; Magnoliopsida; Solanales; Solanaceae. The record is from RefSeq and is a predicted model, not a curated record.